Molecule: messenger RNA, 1104 nt
Organism: Penicillium odoratum
Lineage: Eukaryota; Fungi; Ascomycota; Eurotiomycetes; Eurotiales; Aspergillaceae
Product: glycoside hydrolase family 16 protein
Exons: 3
Coding region: 1-1104 (367 amino acids)
Biological process (GO): glucan catabolic process
Molecular function (GO): hydrolase activity, hydrolyzing O-glycosyl compounds
Source: RefSeq, a predicted model, not a curated record
AUGCACGCUCUUUCUACACUCAUUCCGUCUCUGGGUCUCUUUGCCCACUUUGCCACCGCAGGCUACACCCUGCUGGAUGACUAUGGAACUGACGAGUCUUUCUUCGACAUGUUCGAUUUCUAUACGGACACCGACCCCACCAACGGCUACGUCAACUAUGUGGAUAACUCCACCGCCGCUUCCGACGGUCUGAUCAGUGCCUCCGGUAGCUCUGUUUACAUUGGUGUUGACAACAGCAAUGUUGCCAGUGGUAAUGGUCGCAACAGCGUGCGCCUGACUAGCACCAACAGCUACACCGAGGGACUGGUCAUUCUGGAUCUGGCACACAUGCCCGCUAGCACCUGCGGCACCUGGCCCGCAUUCUGGAUGCUCGGCUCCGACUGGCCCAACAAUGGCGAGAUCGAUAUCAUCGAGGGUGUCAACCAGGGCAGCACCAACCAGAUGACCCUGCACACAAGUGACAGUUGCUCUGUCACCAACUCUGGUUUCACCGGUACGCUCGACACCAGCAACUGCUACGUCGAGGCUUCGGGCCAGACCGCCAACUCCGGCUGCGCUAUCGUCAACGGCGACACCUCGUCCUACGGUGACGGAUUCAACAACGCCGACGGCGGUGUCUACGCGACCGAAUGGACUAGUGACGCGAUCAGUAUUUGGUACUUCGCCAACGCCAGCAUCCCCUCCGACAUCAGCAGCGGCAGCCCCGACCCCAGCGGCUGGGGCACUCCCGCUGCCAGUUUCUCCGGAGACUGUGACAUCAGCUCGCACUUCAGCAACCUCCAGAUCGUUUUUGACAUCACCUUCUGCGGCGACUGGGCCGGCGACGUCUGGUCCAGCGGCUCCUGCAGCUCCUACGCUAGCACUUGUGACUCCUACGUCCAGAACAACCCCUCUGCCUUCGACGACACCUACUGGAGCAUCAACUCUCUGAAGGUCUACCAGCAAAGCAGCAGCAGCAGCAGCAGCAGCUCCGACGAAGUUGUCAGCGUCAACAACCACGGCCACGGUCACGGUCACCGCUCCCGCCGCUCAUCAAACCAAAUCCGCCCCGCUCCCCGUCCCGCCUGGAAGCACCGUCGCGAAGGCCACAAGCACGGAUUCUAA